Ilex paraguariensis (yerba mate) is the source of this 1656-nucleotide messenger RNA. NCBI's taxonomy places the organism in Eukaryota, Viridiplantae, Streptophyta, Magnoliopsida, Aquifoliales, Aquifoliaceae. The record is from the annotation of a GenBank genome assembly.
AUGUCUGCUUCUUCCGAAGCUACAGGCUCAUCUAUUUCCCUCAAGGGGAACAGGAAAAAUGUUGAGGAGCCCCCUUCUUCGUCUUUCGCAAUACCUAAAACCCCCAGCAAAGGUAAGGCUAAGGUGAGUGGCGUAGGGGUUUCAGGCUGCGCUAAGGGCGUAGGGGCCGUAUCCAAAGUUGUAGAACUCAUUGGCGCCAGUGAGCUUCUUUCCAGAACUGGCUUAGGUUUCCUGUGCAUCCCUUUAUCAAGUCUGUCCACCGGGAAGGCAUGGGAGUUUAAUCCCAGUGACGUCACUGACUCCCUUCUAGUUCUGCGCUCCUGGGCAGGUCUAGAAAACCUGGGUAUUCACCCUGAGCUAGGAGCUGAUGAUAGGAGAGUUUUGCUCACCUUUAGGGAUUGGAAAUUGGAGAGGUAUUCCACUUUGACUAACCAUUCUAAGCUCAUAAAAUUGGGCUUUAGCCCUGUAGUGGUGAGGAUCAAAACUCCCGUUCCCAUUUCUGUUGCUAGAGCUGAGUGUUCCUCAUCAAUGGAGUCCACAUCAAAGGAUCACAUGGCCAAAGUGGCCUUGUUAAGGAAAACCAGGAGUAGGAACAAAUGCAAGACUGAGGUCGGAUCCGGGAGUGAUUCAGCCUCCCCAGCCAAUGCAGUCCAUACCUUUUUCCCACAAGAGACUAGGUUGCCAUCUUCUGGAGGGACCUCUAAGCAAAGCAUUGUUCUGAUCUUUCCUUCCUCGACAGAGGUUGAGAGAGCUUUGGAAAUAGUAUCUCAUAUUUUGCUUGGGUCUGCUCCUCCUUACCCUACAGAGAGAUCCUCUCCAUUACUGCCCAAAGUUUCUAAGAGUGAGAAAGGGAAGCUUCCCAAUAGUGAGACAGAUUUAGAGAUUGAGAAAGAGAAGAUUCAAAGUAAGGGUAAACACAUCAAAGAAGAGCUUGGGAAGACAGAGGUGGAGCUUAGACAUAGAACAGAUGAAUGGUUUAAGAUCAGCCGAGAGAGUCUCGAGGCCUUGAGCUCCUAUAGGGCCAUGAAAAGUGAAUAUGACGUCUUGGCAGAGACUAGUGGCAUUCUUCGAAAUGAGCUCAAGGUGCAGUGGGCUGCAGCUCAAAAGAAGGAUGAUCUGAUUGCUAAAUUGGAUGAUGACAUUACUACUCAGUGGGCCACUAACUGGCUCACUUUUCAAGACAAAGCUGAGUUGACCUACCCUAGCUUGGAUUUCAAUUUUGAGAUCUCAACUGAGGAAGAGACUGAGGCCGCUAACGUUGAGGCCAGUGUCUUGACCCCUUUUGCUUCUAAAACAGUUCAUAAAGGGGUUGAGGUGCCUAUUCCACCUGCUGAGGCUCCAGCUCGAGGUGUUUCCUCCUCUAUAGUCAUUUCUAUAAGUUCUAGUCCCGUAACUACUCCUACUUUAACAACUAGAGAUCCUUCUGCUUCAGCUGUCCUUGUGGCUCAAGCCCCUAAUCUAACUUUGCCAAUAGCCAAAGUCGAGGUCUCUAUUAUUCCAGCUGCUCCUGAGCUCCUAGAAAUUUCAACCACCGAUCUGCUGAGCUCUACUCCUUUAGGGGUUACUACCGCUGAGCUUCUAGAUUCUUCUCUUAUGGAAACAUCAACAAUCGGGCUACCAGGCUCUUCUCCACCUAUUCAUAAUACAGAAUCCUAA